Messenger RNA from Clonostachys byssicola, 1362 nucleotides. Lineage: Eukaryota; Fungi; Ascomycota; Sordariomycetes; Hypocreales; Bionectriaceae. The record is from the annotation of a GenBank genome assembly.
AUGGCACUAACUCGCCCUCUCGAUGUCAUCAUUGUUGGCGCCGGUUUCGGUGGCCUCACUGCCGCCAUUGAGUGCAAACUACGGGGCAUGAAUGUGACCCUAGUUGAGACAUAUCCGACAAGUCUAAACUAUGGCGACAUUAUUGACUUCUUUCCCAACGGUGGCCGCAUCAUCGAGAAUUGGGAGAACGGCCAAGUCGGACGUGACCUGAUGAAAAUAUGCAUCAACCAGGGAGACCAGUUUCAGUACUUCAAGGCUGACGGCACCAAGAUCUACACAGAGGACUGGAUCUUGGAGCCCCAUCACUACUGGAAGCAGUAUGCAGGCCACCGAGGACAGAUGCACAAAGUCGUUCUAGAUUAUGCCGAGAAGGUCGGUGUCAAUAUGCAGUUUGGCCACCGUGUUACUCAAUACCACGAUGGCGAUAAGCCUAGUGUCACUACUGCCGAGGGGAAAGUCUUCGCUGGCGAUGUGGUCGUGGCUGCAGAUGGGCCUCGUUCUAUUGCCCGACAGCAGGUUCUUGGACUCCCUGAUACCAAGGUGAACAGCGGCUAUGCCAUCUUUCGCGCCUACUUCACCCUCACCGAGGAGCACGCCAAACAUCCUUUAUUGAAGGAAUUCUGCGACCAAACUGUUGAUAAAACUUUGCUGUGGACAACAAAGGAUCUCCACAUGAUUAUUUACACAUGGAACAAGGGCAAGGAUCUCGGAUGGGUUCUGACUCACAAGGAUACGGAAGAUAUUGGUGAAUCGUGGUCUUUCCCGGGUCGGAAGCAAGACGUCCUAGACUGUUUGGCACAGGGCAAGUUUGAGAAGCGUCUUGUUGAAGUCGUCAACGCAACUCCCGAAAAGAACAUCGUCGAUUACAAGCUCGUGUGGCGUGAUCCUCUGGAGACCUGGCUCAGCCCCUCAGCUCAUACUGUGCUGAUUGGGGACGCCGCUCACUGUCACCUUCCAACUUCUGCUCAAGGCGGAUCCCAAGCCAUGGAAGAUGGAGUUGCCUUGGCCGUUGCCUUGGAUCGCAGCCAGGGCGACGUCGCUCUGGGGCUGCGGGUGUUUGAAAGAAUCAGAUUCAACCGCUCCCAUGUCACUCACAUGGCAUCCAUUGCCGUGCGAGAUGGCUAUCAUAACGUCGACUGGGAUGGUGAUUUCAUUCGGGAGAACCCGCAUAUUCUGGCACUUCCUCGGCCUGAGUGGGUUAUCGAGUAUGAUAUUGAGAAGGAGUCAGAGAAGUACUUUGAAAGACUGGCUGCUGAUGUGAGAAAUGGAAGGAAAGGGACAAUUCAGGAGUUGGCGCUCCCCGCUGGGGGCGAUUAUGAACCGAAGACAUUGAAAAGAAAGGGCCCUCGAUCAAAGUUUUGA